This is a messenger RNA of Styela clava, 1765 nucleotides long. RefSeq lists its product as uncharacterized. NCBI's taxonomy places the organism in Eukaryota, Metazoa, Chordata, Ascidiacea, Stolidobranchia, Styelidae. Gene Ontology annotation, molecular function: microtubule binding; polyubiquitin modification-dependent protein binding. Gene Ontology annotation, cellular component: nucleus. Gene Ontology annotation, biological process: mitotic spindle assembly; protein K63-linked deubiquitination; attachment of spindle microtubules to kinetochore. The record is from RefSeq and is a predicted model, not a curated record.
GGCGAACCACGGCCUCUCGUCCGGCUACUGUACCAUUCCAUGUCGGGUAUGGGAGAAUAGCACUACGAUCAGAGGCAGAGAGUUUUAAAAUGGAGCCAAGUAAAUUAAGUUUGGAAAUAUCAGGUCCUCUUUUGGGGAAGAUUCUCCAUGAACACUACAAACAUGGAGGCAGCUGCGGUGGAGUGUUGUUUGGUGAAAUAAUAUCAGAAACGAAAUGUGAAAUAACUGAUUCACAGCAUGUAAUAAAAUCAGAAACUUCUGUAUGUGUGAAGGACUACCUCACGACUUCAAGCAAAAAUUUUCUUAAAUCUCUUUCAUCAACAAAAACUGAAACUUUGUUAACUGACUCUUAUUCAUCACUGUCCUCGUGUAUUGGUCUUUUUAAAAUACGGAAUUCUUCAAACACACUCUCCUUACUAGAAAAGUCAAUACACAGAAAACUAUGCAAAGAUUUGCAAGCCAAAUCUGACACUAAAGAAUCUGAUUUCAUAGUUUCAAUGCUCAUCACAUAUGGUACUAAUACAGAUGCUACCUGCCUGGAUUGGACAGUUCGUGCCUUUGUAUUAUAUAAAUCAAUAUUCAGCACUAUAAAAAUAAAAGUAUCUAAUCUACAAGGUUCUGUAAACAACCUGUAUAUGAAAAGUAGGCAGAGCUCAACCAGAAAUGUUCAAUCAACAAGUGCAAAUCAAUUACUUGAAACUUUCCAGACUCAUCUUACUGUAAAUGACAACAAAAUUCAAGUUGUUGAUGCUACAGGGAAAGUAACACAAGAUUUGAUUAAAGAAUUGGACCAUGCUUUUGAUGAACUAUAUAAUGCAGAACAGAAGUUGGAAAAGACCAUGCUUGAAAAAUCAGCAUUAAUAAGUGUAUGGAAUACUUUACAGGGUAAAAAAUUACAUUUACAAAAAUCAUGGUUGAAUCAGGCAGUUGAUGAAAGACAACAGGAUUCUGACGAUUGGCCGAAGAGAUCGUCAAGGGAAGUUGCAUUCACAGAAGCUGAAUACCAAGCGAUUAAAAGACGCAGUAUGGAGGAUAUGAAAAGGAGAUCUCCAAUAGUCGUCCUUGACAAGCUGGAUUCAUCUCAAGAGAGAUCAGUCCCCUGUAAUAGCAAUUCAAUUUCUGCAAAUCUGAAUCCCGUGCCUAUGCCAGUUAAAAAUUUACCAAAUAAAUCUUAUGCUCAAGUAUUAGCUCCUCGGAAAGAAGAACCUUUGAACACUGGGGACUUUUCCAGUGAUUCAGAAUAUUUAAGCAAGUUUUCUUCAAACUUUAAUGCUGAUUAGUUCUUGCAUUCAUGUUUAGCUAAUAAUAUUCUUUUGCUUCAAUGCAGUUUUCGUUGUUUUCUUUUACAAAGUUUAUCAGGUCUUCUCUUUGAUAUAAUUUAUUUUUAAAUUUUAAGUGUGCUUUUGUGUACCAGCAUAUAUUGUGGAUUUGCAAUGGUAAUUAAUGCGACCAUUGAGUUUAUCAGAACGGUUUUCAUUAAACUCUGGCUCACAAUUCCUCUUGGAAUCGUGCGUUGGUGUUGUGAAGCAAUUUGUGAGACUUUUUAUAAAACUUUACACUACAAAGAUACUCUUGCUGAAAAUUUUCGCUGGUGUAUAUUGAGUUUAAAGAAUCUCUGGAAAGACGGUUACUUUAGACGUGCUUUCUUUCAAGUAUUUAAAGUGUUCUCUUUCAAAAUCGCUGCUUUCUUGUUGUAUUCAAUAUUCAAGUUCUUUGAACUGUUUCGUUAUUUGCAUUUUUUGCUAUAAAGUUUUUCAUAUGGUCA